Messenger RNA from Psilocybe cubensis, 1257 nucleotides. RefSeq lists its product as uncharacterized. The transcript has 6 exons. The record is from RefSeq and is a predicted model, not a curated record. The coding region runs from base 1 to 1257 and encodes 418 amino acids. Lineage: Eukaryota; Fungi; Basidiomycota; Agaricomycetes; Agaricales; Agrocybaceae.
AUGCCAGUGACAUUCGACGUCGCUCCUCACCACGCCAGACCAAUUUUCGACCCUCACCGUCGCCUGAAAUACCCUCAAGAUCUCCUCAUUGCCCAUAUAUCCCGGAUCGGUAAAUUGGCGCCUAGCUCCAGUUCCAAUACCGAGCAACAACCCAAAGUGAUAUGCAUGCAAAGUUCAUUCAGUGACGGCUGUUUCACUCAAGACAUUCGAUGUGAAAGAAAUGGCUUCGUGCAAGCGGUCACCCAUGCCUACAACAGACAUCAUAAUCUGGUCAUAAGACCUGACGACGUUUGGGUGGCCAUCCUAUCGCAAUUUAGCCUGUAUGUGAACAAAAAUAGUGAAAACCUCCGUUCCCAAUUCGUGGACCGCAAAGGGAAAAAAAAGCUCAUUGUCCAAAUGCCUGGGACGCGACACACAUCCGAUUUCGGCAACUUAGCCACACAAAUGACUGAGUUAAUAAGCCAGAAUAUCGUCAACACCAAGUUAAAAUCAUGGAUACUCCCUGGGUUUACUACAACAACACCGCAUGACAUCGUGGUCUGUUCCGUGCUGAUGAUGGCUACCAUGAAGAGUUAUUUUGACUAUGAAAUGUCGCUGUGUGGGCUUCCAUCAGUCACCCUAGAAGGAGAAAAGUCGGAUUGGGAAAAGCUAUACGCCAAACUAGACUUAUUGGAAACAUUCGGCAAAGAACCCGAAAAUUGGGUCAAGCUACUACGGCCUGUGUUCAAAAGGUUUGUACAAGCUUUUGACGGAAAACCCGAUAUCGACUUCUGGAAUAAAGUCAGUCACCACUACUCCCUUGGAUCCGGAACGCGGUGGUUAUCAGGAUGGAUAACGGCGUUCUGCGUAUGGGAUAGCCAAGGGAACUGGCAGGCCAAGUCCGAACGAGUACCUGUUGACAAUUUUGGCAAAAAAAUGUAUCAUCCUUGCCUUGAGGUUGAUGGCAUCCGCUAUCCGUCAAUCGACAGUGUAGAUAUCCCGAUGGGAUUUUGCCAGGUCGACAUUCGGGUUAUUGAUGGUGAAGGCACAACAGAUUGUGUGAUGGUAUCUGGACAUAUGGCCAACGUUGUUGAAGGCGAUGACAAGGACACUUUGCGCCCUUUACCCUCUUGGUUCAUGUACAAAAACCCUGAAUCGAAAACAAGGAAGGUAGAGGAGAUGUCAAUAGCUGAAGAAGAAAAGAUGGAAGAUACUAUACCUGACCCAAAGGUGCAGAAAACGUUAUAUACCACCAUCUAUGUUUCGCUCGGCUGGUAG